GAGGAGCAGACCUCAUCUCGCAAAGUCAACCAGCACCGGCGCCGACUGCGCGAGGGAGCCGACCGUCAGCGACCCCCCGGUGCAGUCGAGCCGCCGCUGAAGCUCGCUCGCACGGAGCAGAGCGGGCCCGUUAGGCGCCAGCUGUCCACCUACCUGACUGGAGAGCGCUGGGAUCAGGGGCCCGAGUGGCCGCUGGAAAGCUGGUGCCAACUGCUUUGCGACGACCUGACCUCGCCACAAUGGGAGGUCCGCCACGGCGCCGUUACUGCCCUCCGCGAGACGCUGAAAAGCCAGGGCACAGGCGCCGGCCGCCGGCACGGGCUCACCGAGCAGCAGAUGACUGAGCGACACCGGCUGCGCCUGGAGGACCUGGCUUUGCGCCUGGUGCGCCUACUGGCACUGGACCGAUUCGGCGACUACGUGGCCGAUCAGGUGGUGGCACCGGUGCGCGAGACGGCUGCACAAGCGCUGGCCGCCGCGCUGCACCUGCUGCCGGUGGGCUCCGUGCUGGAGCUGGCGGCCGUGCUGCUGCUGCUGCUGCGCCGACCCGAGUGGGAGGUGCGCCACGGCGGCCACCUGGCGCUGCGCUACCUGCUGGCUGUCCGCGGCCACCAGCUGCCGCCCGAACGGCUGCGCACCCUGCUCCAGGCCGCCAUCCGAGGGCUGGGUGACGUGUGUGACGACGUGUCUGCGGUGGCUGCCUGCUGCCUGGUGGCCUCAACGGAGUGGCUGGUGCGCCUCCUUCCAGCGUCGGCCGUGGCCGCUCUUGUGCACACAUUGUGGCACUCUCUCACAGAGCUGGAUGAACUGAUGACCUCGACGCCGUCAGUGCUGCAGCUGCUGGCGACGCUCAGCUGCCGGGCCGAACUGGCUGCAGACAGGACGUGGCUGCCGGACGUUGUGCCGCGACUAUGGCCGUUCCUGGGCCACCCCAGCUCCAAUGUGCGCCGGUCGGCAGUGAAGACACUGAGUCAGCUCGUCGGCACACAGGAUCUGGAUGCAUGGUCUCCACAGCUGAUCGAGGCCGCUCUGAGGUUCACUUUCCAGCGGGCCGUGGUGGAAAGCCACGAUGACAUCCUAGAUCUGCUAGUUAAGACGUGGACGUGUCUGCUCUGCCGCUCGCCGCUGGCCACGCUACUCACGGCUGCGUGUCCUCACGUGGCCUCCUGGCUCUGUAUUCUAAUGCAGCCCACCAGGGUGGCCAUCAACUCAGCACUACUGUUAACGCCACCCGCGCCGAGCGGUCGUGCUGCCGGCGCGGCCACGAGCUCCGCGCCCAGCCGGGAGCUGUGCCAGCUGCAGUACCUGGGUGGUCCGGCAGCAGCUGCCGCCGGCGGCGAGCAGCGCGAGCGGGCCGCCACCCGUGCGCGGCUCACCGGCGCCGCCCUGCUGGGUGUCCUCAGCCGCUACAUUGUGCAGCCCAUGCCCGGUGCCAGCUACGAGGACAUGUCACCGCUCACCUCCUAUGUGAGCCUGCUCAGCGCUCAUCUCGGCUCUGUGUCGGCCUUGCAGCGCUCCGUGGUGGGCCACGUGCUCGCCGAAUGGGCCCAGGCGUGCCCCGAGCCGCCGCUGCCCGACAGUCUGGUACACCGGCUGCACGUCUGUCUCUCGGAGCCCGUCUGCUAUGACGAGAUGGCCGUGAGCUUCUCCCGCCUACAGCAGGACUGUCGCGACUACCUGGCUCUGCUCAGACACUAUAAUCUGCCCGUGGACGACAGCCUCCAGACUGCACGUGUGCUGAGUUUCGAGCAAAUCCGCCAGUUGAGCGGCCCGGUGUCUGCCGAGCUGCUCGCUGGCGUCCAGGACAGCCUCUCGGCUCAGGUCACCGAGACACUGCAGCUCCGCCAGCAGUCGGUCCGCACAGCCAGCCACCUGGUGGGCGACGAGCAGACUUGCUGGGCCACCAGGACCCAGAUGGCGCUGGCCCGUCCGCUUGUGCUGAUGAAUCGACUCACCGACAAACUGAACCCCGUGGUGCGGCCGCUGAUGGAGAGCAUCAAACGCGAGACCGAUCCUCGGCUGCAGGUAGGUCAGCGCGCUAGCGGCGGACCACAGCAGCACACCGAGACUGAGCACAACACCCGACUGACGCGACAAGAGAUCGUGGCCAGCACGUCCAUCGUCGGAAGGGCUCGAGACCGCCGGCGUCUCGUCGCCCUCGAGGCCAUCCUCAUCAAGGAGAGAGACCCGGCCAUAAAUCGGCAGCUGAACGCUCGGGGUAUUCUACAGCUAUACGACGGGUGCCGCCUGGCCACAUAA
Molecule: messenger RNA, 2259 nt
Organism: Amphibalanus amphitrite
Lineage: Eukaryota; Metazoa; Arthropoda; Thecostraca; Balanomorpha; Balanidae
Product: TATA-binding protein-associated factor 172-like
Exons: 14
Molecular function (GO): DNA binding; ATP hydrolysis activity; TBP-class protein binding
Source: RefSeq, a predicted model, not a curated record